AUGUCCCUAGACACCGUAUUCUGGAUGGCAUCUUGCACAAAGCUCAUUACCAGCAUCGCCUGUAUGCAGAUGGUCGAACAGAGCAAGCUAGACCUCGAUAAUGUGGAACAAAUCGAGUCCCUAGCUCCUGAGCUGAAGGCCGUCCAGGUGCUGGAACGUGAUUCCGAUGGCGGGUUUCGUUUAGUACCCAAAGAAAGAGGAAUCACGUUGCGAAUGCUUUUGAAUCAUACCUCCGGCUUUGGUUACGCAUUCGAAGACCUGAACCUGAAUGACUGGUCUCACCCAGUCGGCUUAGAUGACUUUUCUGGCAAUGAGGCAGACGUGCUCCAUCGACCGCUUGUCAACCAGCCAGGAACUAAGUUCCAGUACGGAGUCGGCAUGGACUGGGCUGGGGUUCUCGUGGAGCGCGUUACGGGAAUGUCGCUGGAAGAGUAUUUCCAGCGGUUCAUCCUACGACCGAUAGGGAUUCAAUCUAUCACAUUUUUCCCUUCGCCAAAAAUGGUCGCCGAUCUCGCAUAUAUGCACCAAAGAGCACAAGAUGGCUCAUUGAGUGUUACUGAUCACCUCUAUAGAUAUCCCCUUCUGGCACGAAAACCGGAAGAUCAGGGAAAAGGCUUCUGCAUGGGCGGUGCAGGGUGCUUUGGAAAACCAGUUGAACUCUGUCAGCUUAUAACGGUCUUAUUGAACGAUGGAACACAUCCUAAAACUGGGGUUCGACUUCUCAAACCAGAAACAGUAACAGAAAUGUUUACGGACCAAAUUCCUGACAAACCACGAUACUGCAACGAGUAUACACCAUCCGCCAAACCGCUCCUUGCCAAUCCGUGUCCUCUGGUCCCUUGUGCAGAUGACCUGACGGAGGGUUGGGGACUGUCAUUUUCGCUAAGCCACCAGAAAAGCGGCACUGGUAGAGCUGCAGGAGCAGGCUCCUGGGAAGGUCUCGCCAAUCUGUUCUGGUUUGCUGACUGUCAGAAUGGGGUUGGUGCGAUCAUUGCCUCACAGAUUCUUCCUUAUGGCGACCUGAAAGUUCUUGACACCAUGGAAACUGUCGAGAAAGUGAUGUACCAAGAUCUGUUGCACGAUUCAUAA
Aspergillus affinis is the source of this 1089-nucleotide messenger RNA. Its product is annotated as serine hydrolase domain-containing protein. The record is from RefSeq and is a predicted model, not a curated record. The coding region runs from base 1 to 1089 and encodes 362 amino acids. The transcript is spliced from 5 exons. Lineage: Eukaryota; Fungi; Ascomycota; Eurotiomycetes; Eurotiales; Aspergillaceae.